CAUUAAAUUUCGCUCCCUUAGCUUACUGAAAAGAAAAUGAAUACAAGUAGCAGAUCCCUCUGUAUAUUUGUCAUUUUUUUCUUCCACUCUAUUUAUUUUCCUGCUUGUGAGGCAGAUGUGGGAACUGCAGCUCACUAUAGCCCUCCCUACUCGCCAACGACGUGUUUCGGGAGCGAUCCGACUCAGUUUCCGUCGAGCAAUUUGUUCGCGGCGGCGGGAGAUGGGAUAUGGGACAAUGGAGCUUCCUGCGGAAGGCAAUACUUGGUGGGGUGUAUAAGUUCCAUAACGCCCGGAGCUUGCGUAAAGAACCAAACUAUACAGAUCAAGAUCGUUGACUACGCUCCGGGCGUCAUGUCCACGCCUUCUUCGUCCGGCACCACCAUUGUUUUGUCCGACGAGGCCUUCGGACUUAUUGCGGAUGCUCUCGCUGAUUCUAUCAACAUUGAGUUUCAACAGGUAUAAACAACAACAAUGUUUUGGUUUGUUGGUUUGUAAAUUGUCUCAAUUCAAUAUUAGAAGUAGUACUCCAGUACUAUAAAGUCUAAGUAUGUUCUGUAUGCAACUUAGUUUGUUAGUGGUGGUUGAGAUUAUAUAAAAGUUUGUUAGAGGGGUUUUCUAGAUGAUUCUAUUAUAAUUCAGUUUGUCUAUAUAAAAUACUGUUUCUUUGUUUUUACAACAAGUAAGUUGGUUUUCAUUUUGUAACUCAAACCUUUACAUUCAAGUUCGUUCACGGUAAUUCAAGUUUCUAGAUUAUUCCUA
Molecule: messenger RNA, 759 nt
Organism: Ipomoea triloba (trilobed morning glory)
Lineage: Eukaryota; Viridiplantae; Streptophyta; Magnoliopsida; Solanales; Convolvulaceae
Product: EG45-like domain containing protein
Exons: 3
Coding region: 37-462 (141 amino acids)
Source: RefSeq, a predicted model, not a curated record